ACCCCCAUUGAUUCAUGCAGCCACAACUCACAGCAUGCCAGCAUAUAUAUAGCCUAGCAUGCAUCCUAUGUCCCCCAGGAACUAAGCAAGUCACAUUCCUUUGUAUUCCACGGUUGUUUAGGCCAUCUUGCUUGCAUAUCUUAAGAUUUGUAGCCACAGACCCACUCACAGCUCAACUUAACUGCAGCAAGCAGUGCGAGUAAACAGGAUUUCUGUUGCCAUGGCUUGUUUCCAACUGAGACACAUGUGCUUCACAGCAGUGCUGCUCUCUGCUGCCUUCUCCUUUUGCACAGGGCAGGGAGGUGGUAGUGGUGGUGGAGGUGGGGGCGGAGGAUCAAGUAUCGGUGCAGUAGUACCAGGGACACAGGAUUCAGUCCAGAUUGUGGCACAAGCGGCUCUCUGCUUUGACAACAGACCAGUGCUGAACGGGUGCCUGAAAGCGAUGGGUAUCAACGGCACCGGCACCGGCCCGAACAUGCCGCCGCCUCCAGGGUCAACGGCAGUCAUGUGCAGCGCCCCGUGCUUCGGGCACGUGACGAUGAUGAUGAGCUGCGUCAACAGCAUCUUCGGCAACUUCGUGAGCUACAACCCCGGACUCAUGCAGGGCGUCCAGGCCAUCUUCCAGAUGUCCUGCGGCAACGUCAACGGCCAAGGAGGCCCUGGCGGCCCUGCCGGACAAGGCGGUAGCGCCGGAGGAGUCGGUAGCGCUGGCGGUGCUAAUGGUGGAGUUAGAGGCGGCAGUGGCACUACUGCUAACGGCGUCGGCGGUGGUGCGGCUGCUGGUGGAGGCGGCAUGGGUGCUACGAACAGCAUCGGCGGGCCCGCUGGAGGUUCCGGCGGAGGAGCCGCUGCUGGUGGAGGGGGCAUGGGUACUAGUACUACUAACAGCAUCGGCGGAGGAGCUGCCGGCGGUACUAGUGUCGGAGCUGCCGGCGGCAAUGGUACUACUACCGGCGGCGGUGCCGUGAGUGCUAUUGGCAGCAUUAACGGUACAAACGUUUCAGCCAACGCAGGCUCGCACGUGGCGGUAAGCAGUCCAGGUCAGCUGGCCAGCAGCGUGGACGGGCCCACUUUCAGUCUCAAGGGCGUCGUGCUAGUAAUCUGGGCCGGCUCCUGUCUACUGCUGUUCUAAACUUGAUCAAAACAGCGACGAGAACGAUGUGCAGCGAGUUGUGAACUUAUGAGAUUGAUUUUGGUUUCAGAUAACUUGGUACAGUAGUAUUGAUCCUUUAUCACCAUCGGUGAAGCUCUAUUAUAUGUAACCCUGUGUGAUCUCCGCGUUCUGAUGAAUCAUACAUAUGCAAGUGUUGUUCAGCUUUUCCAC
Brachypodium distachyon (stiff brome) is the source of this 1324-nucleotide messenger RNA. Its product is annotated as glycine-rich cell wall structural protein 1. The transcript is spliced from 4 exons. The record is from RefSeq and is a predicted model, not a curated record. The coding region runs from base 221 to 1132 and encodes 303 amino acids. Lineage: Eukaryota; Viridiplantae; Streptophyta; Magnoliopsida; Poales; Poaceae.